Messenger RNA from Microdochium trichocladiopsis, 1532 nucleotides. RefSeq names its product peptidase C65 Otubain-domain-containing protein. NCBI's taxonomy places the organism in Eukaryota, Fungi, Ascomycota, Sordariomycetes, Xylariales, Microdochiaceae. Gene Ontology annotation, cellular component: nucleus. The record is from RefSeq and is a predicted model, not a curated record. The coding region runs from base 91 to 1413 and encodes 440 amino acids. The transcript has 5 exons. Gene Ontology annotation, biological process: protein K48-linked deubiquitination. Gene Ontology annotation, molecular function: ubiquitin binding; cysteine-type deubiquitinase activity.
GCAGGAGGCGGCUGCUCGGGCCUAUCAGCCGCAACUCGAGCGUCCCUAGCUGCGGCUCCUCGUCGGUCUGUCCCUUCAUCACAAGGCUAGAUGAUGUCCAGUAGUCUGGGAUUGCCAAUGGGUCCUCUUAUUGGGGACGCAGUCUCAACUCAUGCAAUCGCCGCAGAAUAUGCGGGGGCUGACGCAAUAUACGUCAAGAAGACCACGUCUCUUUCCCAAACAUAUACACAUUAUCGCCCCGUAUUGGGAGACGGAAACUGCGGUUGGCGAGCUAUUGGUUUUGCCUACUUCGAACAGUUGAUACGGAGAGGCGACAGAGAUCAGAUUCAAAAUGAGUUCAAUCGUGUGACGGGGCUCAACGACUACAUAGAAACAGUAGGCGGUCAUGACCGGUGGCUCUUUGAAGACAUGGUCUCCGAAUCUCUAGACCUCCUUCAAGAGAUAUUGGUGAGCAUCACCCAGGGUCAAGACGCCAUGGGAGUACUCAUGGGAAAGAUCAACGAUCCCGCCAUCUCGGCCGCCAUCGUUUACCACCUUCGCCUGCUUGCAUCUUCGUGGCUCAAAGCCAACGCCGUAGAGGUCGAGCCGUUCCUUGGCGGCACCACCAUUACCUCGUACAUUGAGAGCACAGUCUUGCCCGUCAAUGUCGAAAUAGACCAUUUCGGCAUCAAGGGCCUGGUUGACGUCCUGCUGAAGCCGGCAAACAUGGUUCUGGAAAUCGUCUAUUUAGACCUCAGUCCUGGUGACACGGUCAAUGUGCAUCGGAUGCCGGAGGAAGCCCAUGGCCAAGACUCGCUCGGUUUGGUUCUCCGUCUCUUGUAUCGACCGGACCACUACGAUAUUUUGUACAGCCAGGAUCCAAUACCAGCGCAAGCCAUUGGGGUUCAGUCAACUGAUCUGCAGGUAAAUCGCGCCACCUCUUUCACUCAACAUCAACCGAUUCAAGGCACGAUCCCGUUGCAGGAAUAUGCGACCAUGGACAUGAGCACGCUGGCCAUGAUCCCUGGCUUCGACCCCUCCGGUCUGUCGAUGAUGCCAGCCCAGACGAGUUCUACAACGCUUGCCGGGUCGUUCGCGCCCAGUCCAGUCUCCUGGGUGUCAUCACCCUAUGUUGAGACUGUGCCAGAGACCCCCGCGACCGCCCUGCCGCAAGAGCUGGGCUUUCCACAGCAACACUCAGCAAAACCCAUGACUAUCCAUCCACUCCGUUUCAGCAAGUACAACUUUUCUGGCCUAGCCAAUACCAAUGAAGGCAGCCCUCCCCAGGAACCAACAUUUACCACGAGCCUGUUCAAAAACAGUCAUUUCAACACUGCACAUUACAGCAAUAAUAAUUUCCAGCCCGAAAUGUACUCUCCAGAGUCUGAGGAAGUACCAAGAAUGAAGAAUGGGUCGAGAAGGAAGAGUCCAUAAGAAGUUAACGCCUAAUCAUGUCCUAUGCUUCCAGGAGGUAGCUAGGCCGGACGUGCGGUUCAACCCAUAUGGUGCUAGAGAAGACACCCCGACUGAGCGUUAUUUGAGUUCACUACAAA